CAGCCCAUCAUGGGUAAGAAGACCGGGAAACAGAAGGCCAAUGGAGCGCCCGCGCCCGUCGAGGAGCCCCAGCGGCACGAGCCUCCCAGGCCAGAACCACCAAGGCAGGAGCCUCCAAUGUCCAAGCCAACGGUGCUUGAGCAGGUGAAGGAGGUUUCCGAGCCAGACGAAGAGGACGAAUACUACGAUUACAGUGCGGAGGAGGAAGCUGAGGCUGCUGCUGCUGGUUAUGGGCUUGCGGAUAUGAUGUCGAAUACAGAAGAAGAAUCAGGGUGGGGGAACGCUGGGCAUGCCGCUGGGAACGACGCUUGGGGUUAUGGUACCGGUAAGCCUGCCGCUACCCCCGCCGCUGAUCCUUGGGGAAAACCUACUGGUGGGGACGGCUGGGGUAAAACCCCAGCACCUUCUGCGACCAAUGCAGCUGCUGGCGGAUGGAAUACGACGACUACAAUCCCGACUCCAGCGCAAAUGGCUGCCCAACAGGCGGCGGCAGCUGCUAUGGCUGCUGCUGCUGCAUCUGCUAAUAAAGGCAAGAAAUCGGACAAGAAAGCUGCUCCGGCCUGGCAAAGCUGGGGCGCCGAGGCAACCGGAAGUGAUUGGAAUGGGGGCGGUAGCGGAUGGGGCCAACAACAACAGAAACUGAAAAAACAAGACAAGGGUGGAAAGCAGGCUUGGGAAAGCUGGGGUAAAGAGAGUCAGACGAAGGGUGACCCUUGGGGGACUGUGCAUAGCGGAGCAGCGACUUCAAACGCGGGAGGAUGGGGAAAUACGAGUGCUGCAGGCUGGGGAAACGCACAUGGGAGCGCUGGUGGUUGGGGAAACACAAAUGCGGGUGCUGCGGGUGGUUGGGGAAAUAACAAUGGAGGCGCAUGGGGCGAAACUGCUGCGACGCAAUAUACUGACUGGGGCGACGAUAAGGGUAGCGCCGGUGCUUGGGGCCAACAAGGUUGGGGGCAUGAGGAGGCGAAACGACAGCCAAAGGCAUCCGAGGGCAAGAAAGGUGGCAAGAAGGGACAACAACAACAACAGCCACCUCAAUCGCAGUACUACCAACAACCUCAAGGCAAGAAAGGACAAAAGAGCAAGCAAAAGCAAGACAAACAUGCGGAUCCUUGGGGCGGAGGUGGAGGCUGGGACGACGGUGGUUGGGGUACAUCUGCAGCAGCCGACUGGGGAGUGCCAGAGGAAGAAAUGUACAGCGACGAAUCAGACUCUGAAGACGACCGUCGCGUUCAUUUCACUCCAAUAACGGCCAACGUUUGGGGAGGCAGCCAGCCCGAGUCGACGUAUCAUAUGCCUUCCAGAACUCUUGCUCAUGCCCAGCAGGGAACGACUGGCGCAACGCCGCUCUUUGCUGGCCCUCCUCGUGACAACAUCGGCGAAGGCCUCGACAUUCAUUUCAUUGACUCGAAAGGCGCCGCACUCGUUGCUGCCCAGCAAGCUCUUUUUGGCUACACCGUCCGCAGAGCCAAGGACCGAAUCCAUUGGAUGUUCCCACCAAACAAAGACGAGCGUGUCGCUUCCCUACUUAUCUGGAUUUCCCAAAUGUCGGAUCAGAUCGCAGCCUACGGGCUGCAUCGUUUCUUGCAGAGCCGUGAACGCGGUGCUUUAAUUGCCAAUGCUGACUAUCGACCUCCAAACCAUCCCGAUGAACCGGCGUUUGACUGGCUCACUUUCGACCAGUUGCAACCUUCGAGAGACAAGAUUUUGCAAGAGUCCGUUGCCUUAUACGACCCGGCUGCGACCACCUUGGUUUUCGUCUUUCUGCCAUCCAAGAGUGGAAACAGUCUUGCGAUGUGGAGGCGCAAAAUUCCCAUUCGAUCGUCACUCAGGACUUCGCGGAUAGGCGAAAUAUCAUUAGCUUUGGCCGGGCUUCGGAAGGAGAAGGAUUACUAUGUCCUCGUAGACGAACUGCCCAACAAGAAAGCGGGUGACUCGAAGGCCACCAAGGCAAAGUCCUCUGCAGUCCCAGCCAAAUCUGCGUUAAAGUACGAUUAUGGCAAGGGGUACUACCCUUACGAACCGUACGAGAAGAAACAGAAGAAGAAGAAGAAAUGGUGGAACAUUUUUGGCUGA
Mycena indigotica is the source of this 2076-nucleotide messenger RNA. RefSeq lists its product as uncharacterized. Lineage: Eukaryota; Fungi; Basidiomycota; Agaricomycetes; Agaricales; Mycenaceae. The record is from RefSeq and is a predicted model, not a curated record. The transcript is spliced from 6 exons. Bases 10 to 2076 code for a protein of 688 amino acids.